Messenger RNA from Phialemonium atrogriseum, 1086 nucleotides. RefSeq lists its product as uncharacterized. Lineage: Eukaryota; Fungi; Ascomycota; Sordariomycetes; Cephalothecales; Cephalothecaceae. The coding region runs from base 129 to 1004 and encodes 291 amino acids. The record is from RefSeq and is a predicted model, not a curated record. The transcript is spliced from 2 exons.
ACCUCCUGCAUCGGCGUCAUCCUGCGAAAGAUGACCUCUAGAAACAACCAGGGAUAAGAAGUAAAUUCAGUUUCCAUAACCCUCAUAAGACCUAUGGUCGCAGCGUCGACCAGCUCUCGAGAUGAGGCAUGCCAUUCCGCUACGCCCCAAUCCGCGCGACUCUCAUUGUGCGUUGUGACCUCCCAUCGUGUCCAUCAUGGACUUCCCGAAGAUGGUUUCACGGCUCUCGCAGCCUCCGCGAUGACGUCGAUCACAAUAACCACUACGAGACAUUGAACGUCCACCCAGAUGCCUCGCACACGGAUAUCAAGAGAUCCUUCUACGCCCUCUCCAAAUCCCACCACCCAGACCACAACCCCUCCGACCCCCACGCGGGCCGCCGCUUCAUGCGCAUAAGCGAAGCCUACUCGGUCCUCGGCCACGCCGACAAGCGCGCCCACUACGACCGCGACGUCAUGCGCCGGGCCCCCGGCGGCCACAACCACCGGCACCGGGGCUCCUACCACAGCAACACCGCCGGCGCCGGCGCCGGCACCAGCCCGGCCGGCGGCCGCCCCGCCAGCGGCCUCAGCCGCCGCCGCGGCACCUUCACGGGCCCGCCGCCCAGCUUCUUCCGGUCGGGCGGCUGGGGCGCGCAGGGGGCGAAGCGGCGGGCCGCGCACGAGGAGAGCACCGGCGGCGCCGGCGCCGGCGGGGGAGGGGGAGUGGGCGGCAUGGGACCCGGGCAGGACCCGUACGGCCGCCGGGAGGAGGUGCCGCACUUUGACCGGGAGGCGCACGAGCGGACGCAGCGGAGGGUCGACGAGAGGCGGGCGAGGAGGAUGGCGGGGCGGGGGAUGACCAUCGGGCCCGACACGGGCAUCGCCGCCGGGUUCUUCCUCGUCAGCGGCGCCAUCGUCGCGGCCGUGUUUUUCCCGUUCCUUGCGUUUGGGGGUUGGCAGAAGGGGAGAGGCGCCGGGCCCCCCGCCGGUAAGAUUGGCGGGGAGAGGAAAAGGGCGGCGUAGGAGCCUGCUUGUAGCAUCUAUCUUAUGUACCUAGCUAUCUACCUUACCUUUGAACAGAUAUACAUGAAUCACAUUUUCUGUC